Cuculus canorus (common cuckoo) is the source of this 3468-nucleotide messenger RNA. It is a transcript of the gene PTPRN, whose product is annotated as protein tyrosine phosphatase receptor type N. Gene Ontology annotation, molecular function: protein tyrosine phosphatase activity. The record is from RefSeq and is a predicted model, not a curated record. The coding region runs from base 56 to 2944 and encodes 962 amino acids. Gene Ontology annotation, biological process: protein dephosphorylation. Lineage: Eukaryota; Metazoa; Chordata; Aves; Cuculiformes; Cuculidae. Gene Ontology annotation, cellular component: secretory granule. The transcript is spliced from 23 exons.
GGCGGCGGCGGGGGCGCGGCCGGCGGGUGCGCCAUGGUGCGGCCGUGAGCGGAGCAUGGGGCGGCGGCUCCUCCGGGCGCUCCUUUGCCUCCUCCUCCUGGCCGGCCGCGGGCUCCUGCGGGACGGCGGCGCCUCCGCUACGGCCACCGCCGCUCACGGCUGCCUGUUCGACAGGAGGCUGUGCUCCCCCCAGGAGGUGUGUGUGCAGGAUGGGCUGUUUGGGCAGUGCCAGGUGGGCUCCGUGCAGGACAGACCCUACUUCCAGGUUACCUCUCCUGUGCUCCAGCGCCUGCAGGAUGUCUUGCGGCAUCUUAUGGCACAAGGGCUCUCCUGGCAGGACGGCAUCACCCAGUAUGUGAUCUCGCAGGAGAUGGAGCGCAUUCCCCGCCUCCGCCCACCACCCUCACUGGAGCCAGCAGCCAGGGACAGGUUCCAGCCCCUCCGUGGCUCUCCCCAGCGAGCCCCGCUCCCUGUGGACCCUGGCUUACCAGCAGCUCAGCAUCUGGGGCAGCCCCCACCGCUGCUGCGCUCCCCCCUGGUGCAGAGGUACCUGGAGCACCUCCUGCUGUCCCCUGCACCCCAGCUGGGCUUUGAGGAGGCUCUGCUCAACCCCUACUCCUACCACAAGUUUGGCUACCAGGAUGGUGCUCACCAGCUCCCCAGCAGCUCAGUGAGGCAGAGCCCUGAGACAUCCUCGCUGCUGGGCAGAGUCCCUGCCCAGGCCCUUUUUGGGGCCGGGCCUGUGCCCUCCUAUGGUGGGCAGACAGGAACGGAUGGAGGACAUCUCUUCCAGGAUUUGGGCUUGUUUUCCCUGCCUAGAGACAAAGCCAGCCGCCCAGAUCCUGCCAGCACGAGGCUCCACCACAGCUUACGGCUCCCUGGUGACUACAGGGACAUGGAGGAGAGGGAGCAGCCAUCACCCCUGGCUGUCCGGCCACACCCUGCACAGACAGAUGCUGCCCUGAAGAGAUUGGCCUCCCUUCUGGCCAGCUAUGGCCUGGGGCUGCCAGAGCUGAGCCCCCAGCAGCUGAGCAGCCUCUCCACGUUCCUUCAGCUGCUCCAGAACUCUGGUGUUGCUGGCCCUGAAGCACCCACAGCAAAACGUGUGGGUUUGCAGCAGGCUGGUGCUGGAGGAGGUGCAGCGCCACAGGUGACUGAGGGCGACAUGCAGCACGGGGAGGAGCCAGUGUCUCCUUCCUCUACAGUGCCACCCCAAAAAUUCCCAGCUAGCAGCUCCCCAGGGGAUGCACUGAGGGGCAGGGCAGUGUCCUCACCAGCCCCCCGGGCUGAGCCACAGAGGGGACAUGGGGAGGACACACUCAGCCCUGGGAAGCAGGUCAUAGUGGAGAAGAAGAGCUACAUGGGGGUGAAGGACAACGGGGUGCAGCAAGGCACACGACCACCGGAUGAGUACAGCUACAUCAUCACAGACCAGAAGCCCCUGGAGCUGGCCACCGGCGUGCGGCUGCUGGAGCUCCUCGCCAAGCACCUCCACCUCUCCACAGCCAGUUUCAUCAACAUCAGUGUUGUGGGCCCCGCGCUCACCUUCCGCAUCCGGCAGAACCCCCAGAACCUCUCACUGGCGGACGUGGCCAGCCAGGCUGAGCAAGUGAAGGCAGAGCUGGAGGCAGAGCUGGGCCUGAAGAUUGUGCAAACAGGAGUGGGAGAGCGAAACGAGGCUGCUGCCUACUCACACCCAUCCCACUUCGGGGAUGGCUUCCACUCAGUGCUGCUGACCUUCAUCGCACUGGCCUGUGUGGCAGGCAUCGCCAUUGCAGCCGCUGCAGCCAUCUGCCUCAGGCGCCAUGCGAAGCAACGGGAGAAGGAGCGCCUGGCUGCCCUGGGGCCUGAAGGUGCUGCUGACACCACCCUCGAGUACCAGGAGCUGUGCCGCCAGCACAUGGCUGCCAAGUCACUCUUUGGCCGUGCGGAGGCAUCUGCAGCACCAGCAGAGACCUCGCGGGUCAGCAGUGUCUCAUCCCAGUUCAGCGAUGCCCCGCAGCCCAGCCCCAGCUCCCACAGCAGCACCCCCUCCUGGUGCGAGGAGCCGGUCCAGUCCAACAUGGACAUCUCCACCGGACACAUGAUCCUGGCCUACAUGGAGGACCACCUCCGCAACCGGGACCGACUGGCCAAGGAGUGGCAGGCUCUCUGUGCCUACCAGGCUGAGCCCAGUGUUUGCUCCAUCGCCCAGAGUGAAGCCAACCUGAAGAAGAACCGCAACCCUGAUUAUGUACCCUAUGACCACAUGCGGAUCAAGCUGAAAGCAGAAAGUAACCCAUCCCGUAGUGACUUCAUCAAUGCCAGUCCAAUUAUUGAGCACGACCCACGGAUGCCAGCAUACAUUGCCACGCAGGGGCCGCUGUCUCACACUAUUGCUGAUUUCUGGCAGAUGGUGUGGGAGCAUGGCUGCACUGUCAUCGUCAUGCUGAGCCCACUGGCUGAGGACAGCGUCAAGCAGUGUGACCGCUACUGGCCGGAUGAAGGCUCCUCUCUCUACCACAUCUACGAGGUGAACCUGGUGUCGGAGCACAUCUGGUGUGAGGAUUUCCUGGUGCGCAGCUUCUACCUGAAGAAUGUUCAGUCACAGGAGACCCGCACCCUGACGCAGUUCCACUUCCUCAGCUGGCCAGCCGAGGGGAUCCCUGCCACCACCCGGCCUCUCCUUGACUUCCGCAGGAAGGUGAACAAGUGUUACCGGGGUCGCUCCUGCCCUAUUAUUGUGCACUGCAGUGAUGGUGCUGGCAGAACUGGGACAUACAUCCUCAUUGACAUGGUCCUGAACCGAAUGGCCAAAGGGGUGAAGGAGAUAGACAUAGCUGCUACGCUGGAACACAUCAGAGACCAGCGACCAGGCAUGGUGCAGACCAAGGACCAGUUUGAGUUCGCACUGACGGCUGUGGCAGAGGAAGUGAAUGCCAUCCUGAAGGCGCUGCCACAGUGAUGAUGAGGAACCCUCCCUUCUUGUCUACCCCCAUGUUCCCUGGCUUCGUGUGCUCUCCUUGCCCUGCUCAUGGGGCUGCUCCCACCCUAAAAUGCUGUCUGUGCUGCUGGAUCUGUUCCUGCCUCCCUCAGCCCCCCUUGCCCUUCUCCCCAAGAACACAUGGUUCCGCCCCUCUUUGUGCAGGGCAUAGAGCCUCAUCGAGCCCGCUGCCACCACAGAGAGGACUGGGCUUGCAUCCCCUCUCCCCUGUGGAAGAGGAGACCAGGUGAUGCUGCUCUGAGUUGGCUGUGGGCCCCCCUAGCCGCUCUCCUGCACCAUCCCCUUCCCUCUCUGCACCAGAGAAGGGAGCAGGAGCAGGCAGGGGUCCCCCCACAGCGUGGGGGCAUUAGGUGCAGGGGGACUUGGACCAGCCCUGCAUUCCUUCUGUGUACUCCCCGCCCUGUCACUCGAGCAGAAGAGAAAUUUCUAGAGAAAUAUAAUUUUGUAUCUUGAUGUGAAUAAAGUUCUCGUGUCGCGUUCGUGCA